GCCUGUAUGUACUGCUUUAACCACUGGAAGAAUGACAGAUGACAAAGAUGUGCUUCGAGAUGUGUGGUUUGGACGAAUUCCAACUUGCUUCACUCUGUAUCAAGAUGAGAUAACUGAAAGGGAAGCAGAACCAUACUAUUCUGGCUGUGUAGUUCAGGCUGGCAGUUUUCCAGAAAAGGAUCUUCUACACUGUCCAUCUAAGGAUGCAAUUGAAGCUCAUUUUAUGUCUUGUAUGAAAGAAGCUGUUGCUUUAAAGCAUAAAAGCCAAGUAAUCAAUGAAAUGCAGAAAAAAGCUUGUAACUCAUGACUCAGAGGGCUGAG
This is a messenger RNA of Fukomys damarensis (Damara mole-rat), 321 nucleotides long. Its product is annotated as autophagy protein 5-like. Lineage: Eukaryota; Metazoa; Chordata; Mammalia; Rodentia; Bathyergidae. Bases 32 to 307 code for a protein of 91 amino acids. Gene Ontology annotation, biological process: autophagy of mitochondrion; cellular response to nitrogen starvation; autophagosome assembly. The record is from RefSeq and is a predicted model, not a curated record. The transcript is spliced from 3 exons. Gene Ontology annotation, cellular component: cytoplasm; Atg12-Atg5-Atg16 complex; phagophore assembly site membrane.